This is a messenger RNA of Danaus plexippus (monarch butterfly), 6515 nucleotides long. RefSeq lists its product as uncharacterized. The record is from RefSeq and is a predicted model, not a curated record. Gene Ontology annotation, biological process: regulation of transcription by RNA polymerase II. Lineage: Eukaryota; Metazoa; Arthropoda; Insecta; Lepidoptera; Nymphalidae. Bases 111 to 4142 code for a protein of 1343 amino acids. Gene Ontology annotation, molecular function: RNA polymerase II cis-regulatory region sequence-specific DNA binding; DNA-binding transcription factor activity, RNA polymerase II-specific. The transcript has 9 exons.
UCAAAUGUCAUUUGUCAAGAAAAUGGAGUUUUGUUACGCAUAAUAAAUUAUGUUUAAAAGUUCCAAUAUGAAAUCAAAUAUACAAAUCUUUGUAAAUUGUUUUGGUUAGAAUGGAUAGUUCAACUCCGUUUCAACCUUGGUCUAGUGACGAUAAUUCAAAGAAUGUUAAAUCUGAGCGAGAAUUAGUAGAUGACGCGAAACUUCAUCGGGAAAAUGUCAAUCAUCCAAAACAUAGGCAAACUGCGUCUUACAAUAAAGAAAGUGUCGUCGAUCCUAGCGUCGUUCCUGGACCAUCGAGUGCCACGGACACCGAUGUCCAUCCACUCGGCGGUAAGGAGUCAAAAAUGGACUCCAGCAAAAUAGCUUCCAUGCAACAAAUAGUCGAGAACACACUCAGUCAAGAGGGCCGUCAAAGAGUGUCACAAUUGUUGGAAGCUGUAGAGGGUCUCAGUGGUGCGGAGAGAUUGUUGCUUUAUCUCCGUCUACCAACCGGUGUACCUCCACACGAUCCCCUCAAACAGCCAGUCAAUCCGCUGGGCUCCAGAGCCGAACUACAGCAGACUGUAACGUGGAUACAAACACACUUGGAGGUUGAUCCUGACGUUUCGUUGCCAAAACAAGAUGUUUACGAUGAAUACAUAGCUCAUUGUAUGACCAGCAAUAUGAAACCACUAUCGACCGCUGAUUUCGGCAAAGUCAUGAAGCAGGUGUAUCCUAGUGUGCGCCCGCGCCGGUUGGGAACGCGCGGCAAUUCAAGAUACUGUUACGCUGGUCUCCGGAAGAAAGUUAAACUUGAAGUGCCACAGUUGCCAAAUUUGGGUGAAUCGACCAAGGAACCAAGUGUGCCUUCAAGAGAAAAUGAAAGAAUCAUUUGUGAUUGGGCUGAAUCUAAAUUGGGCGUUAAGUUCAUGAACAUAUCGGAGUUAUCUCGUCACCUGUUAAGCGCGAUGCGCGCCCCGCCCGGUCCGACCAGCGCCACACCGCCGCCGCAAACGCAUGGAUCUGAUGAACCACCGGGACCACAGUUAAUGAAACAACAGUUAAAAAGAAAGCUACAGACGCAGGGUACGGUGGGUCGACCGAAAAAGAACAAGGGGCAAGAAGUCGCCGGGGAAUCGCCGCCGUCCACUUCAUACGUAAGCCAUCCCACAGUGAAACAUGAGAGCGAACUGGUGCCCGAAUCGUACGGCUAUCAGCCGGCUUACAUGCCCGUUUAUGAUGUACGGCCGGCCUUUCCCUAUGCGGCGCCACCUCGUGCUCACCCCCCCCAUCCUCUUCCCCCACACCCUCAUCCCCCACCACCGCACCCGCCCGCCAUCCCAGUACACGAUUACCGGCCCGAUCCUUACGUCUUCGAACCGCCAUAUGCACCACGCGACCUUACUCUUCCGGACACGGCCCACAACGUACCGAUUAACCUCAGCAGUGAUGUUUCCCUCGACCUGUCCACCGAGCGCACAGAGUGGCAACGUCGCCGUCCCCCGGACCCUCCGGCUCCGACCGCCCGUCUUCCGCUGCCUGGGAAGAAGUUAAUCUUGGAGACGUAUCAGAGCGAGACUCAAGCUAGCUCCCCUCGCUCGUCACAAACUGACACGCGAGCCGUCCACCAGCCGCCAGAAGAAUUUCCGCGCACGGAAUACUUGCCUAAGAAGAUGCGUGCCGCUGAGAUACUGGGCGGUAAGUUGGCGGCACCGAGACAGGUCGCCGCUGCGGACGCGUCGACGUCAUCAUCGACAGGGGCGGAAUCGGCACGUUCCGAGGUUGCUUUUUUAAAGGAUCCAAAAAACUUAACGAACCGGUCCAAAAGCACCGCCGCGGCGCUGGCCCGGGAGGAACAGGAGGCGGCGAGUCCGACACGGUCGGUGAAGGCUCCGACGCCUAAACACAAUCGAACUAAACUGAGAAAGUCGUCACACAUGAGAACGAAGGGGUCGUCUCCGGAGAGGAACGAGCACGACCACUCCGCGGCGCCCGAUACCUGUUGUGGUAUUAAUGGCAUCAAUAUUAUUACGGGAAUGAUCUGUGGGGAAAAACAUUCUGAGAUACUGAACCGUGAACGAGUUAUUAGCAUCUGUAAUAUCGAUAAACACGAUUUAGACGAUUAUCUCAAUGAGGGCAAUAGCCAGGAACACGAGGAAGAAUUAAUGCAAUACUUCCAUCAUCGCGAUGGUGACACAGAUAUACCAGCAAAAUCUAAUCAGAACGAAAAUACGACUUUUUUAGAAACAAGUCAGGACCCACACGACGAACAUAGUCAAGGGAAAAGUGAAAAAAUAUCGCAACUGCGAGAACUAUUAGCUAAGAAUUUGAAAAGUGGGUCCAAUACACAGAAUUUAUUAUUAAAUCAAGAAAAACAAACUCCGAUUAAUAAUAAUCACGAAACACAUGUUAAUAAGAGUUCAAUAUCGGACGGAGCAUUUAGGCCACUAAGCAACGUUAUGGAAAUGAUAAACGGUUCCAAUGGCUCAAACGAAAAUGAAAAUAAUGUAAGGAAAAAAUGUGAUAAUAUUCCAAGUGAAAACGGAAUUUCCGCUUGUGCCCCAGAGAAUUCACACACUCAGGUGAUGACAACAGCGACUGGUUCUCAUCUUUACAAUGGUAACAGUCAUACGGAACCACAAAGUCCAACUACUAGAACACAACAAUACGAUUUCGUACCUAUAUCCGAUGGAUGUCAUUCUCCUGGGAAUUUUAAUUCAAAGUCUCCUUUAGGUUUUGGACAACGAGGGCACAGUCCAACUAAAACGAAUAAACCUAUUAUAAUGGGUGGUUCCUUGCAAACAUCUCCUAUUUCACAUAGCAUGGCAGCAAGUCCUUUUGUCAGUCCAAGAAAUACUCCGGUGCCAAGGUCACGCUAUUGUUCUAGACCAAUACCUAAACACAACAAUAGAAAGAGACGUACCAUUUUGUCACUCGGUGUAAAUGAGACUGGCACUAAACAAUUCGCAAUACCAAAUGAUCAGAAAUUCCUGCCGAAGUCUUCUUUGGGUGGGCAGAAUAUAAAAUAUUGCCAACCAAUGUCAGCACCUCCAUCGCCCAACCUCCUACCACACUUUAAACAACAAAUGAUACAAAAUUCCGUUAUACCAAAUGGCACCAGUAAUAUGUGCUUUGUGUCAAAUACGUUUCGAGAGAAUGUUAAUGGUGAAAUGCCACAACCAUUAUCAGCAGAUCCGUUGUCCAGUGAAGUGAGUCAAUUUUUUCAGGAGCCUGUAACGGGUUAUAGAAUAGCUCACGACACAUCUUUUAGGUCACAAUCGGUACCAUUGAAACAGGCAACCAUAAACAUUGGCUUGUUGAGCUACAACAAUACACCAGUCGGUUCCGUCCCACCUACACCAGUACCGAAUGAGUUUUGCGAUUUUGGUUCUUUAGCUGACACAUGUGAUAUAUCUAGGGCAGGACUCAAUCCUGAGACUCUAGAUAAAAUAUACGACGCUAUUGAUAGCAGCAAUGACGUACUUAACGGUGGCACGAGUAAUAACAUAUUAAACUCCAGCGACACCCUAACUAACGGUUGUGAUCCUUUACCCGAACAACAAAUUCUGAUAGAUGAACAGUUAAGUUCACUUAUACCUAGCGGGGAAGAAUUGCUCGAUAGGAGCUCCCUUAUGGCCAGCGGAGAAGACUUACUCGAAAGGGGUGAACAAUUCAAUGAGUCGUUUCCCAAUGACUCGACGGCUUCAGAGAAUGUGGAAGAGUUCUUGAAACGUACAAACAGCAUAGAAUUUGAUUUAUCUGAUUUGGUAACAGAAAAAAAUAAAUACUACGCAUCACGUUCCGUACCAAGUACGCCAUUGCCUUAUAAGCGAACGGCUUCGAACUUACAAAUAGAUCCACGGCACGCUAGAGAUCUCUUCGCUUCCGAAAAUUAUUCCAGUGUAUCGAACGGUAUAUCUUCAAAAUCCGUGCCAUCUACACCACAAUUAGCGGAAGAUCGCAGUGUUUUUAGUUACACCAACAGAGACUUUCUCAUUAACGGAAACUCGGUUGACAUGUGCUCUAAUCAGAUUAGGCAACCGGUUGAAAAUGACCAAGCCUUGACGUCCCCACUUGACGAAAUACUAGGUCCUCUAACGCCAGCCGCAGAUCUAUUGGCUGACCUCGACAAAAUAGAUACUGCUCCAUAUGUUGACCUCUAGUCGGCAAAUCGUUAUCACCAGUUAGAAAUAAGGUUAGCUUCAUUUUUGUACAGCCUGAUAUCACGUAUUGGAUAUCUUAUAGAGUACAAUGUUUUAUAUGCCUUCAGUGAAGGCAACAAUUAUUAUUGCAGCAUAUAGUUCGAAGAAGUAUCGCACACUCCCAUAUAUUUGAGUCAAUACAAUGCACCACAAUGAUGUGAUAGAAAUGUUUUUUAGCGAAGUGAUAUCUCCAUUUUACUAGACUAAGUAAAAAACAAUGAGAUUUUUUUCUUUUAAAAUUUAUAUCACUAAUUAAGUACGAUUCGAAAGCAGUAAUUUUCUGUAGGCCUAUGAUAGAAUUUGUAUUUAAAUUAAUAUUGGAAAUCUCAAAUUCUAAAUAGAAACAUCGUAAUAUGAAGGUAGUUUUCAUUUUAGUUGUCGGGGCCAAAUUUAAUACUUGAAUCGGUAGAGUUCGUGCUUCAUGACAAUAUGUAAGCUCAUUGUAUAAUAAUGUUACACAUCGAAAUUUUGAUACUUAAUGUAUGUAGUGUUUAAUAGUUUUAUUAAAACGUAAAUCGCUAGCUGAUGUAUACCUUCUGGAUAAUAUAAUUAGCUACGUGGAUAUAAUUAAGCAGACCAAUCCGUCACGCAAAGCGUGCAACGCGAUCUAUAAAUAAUUGGUUUUCUUAAGAAGAAUGUAUAUUAGUAUAUAGUUUAUAAAAAAUGAAUUUAUUGUAAGUCAGCACAAAGAUUUUAAUAUAUUUUAUUAUCGAAUAGGAGUUAUUCUCUUAUACGCUAAAUUUAUAAAAUCGCAUCUGAUGUGAUGAUGAGUUAUAACACGCCCUAUACGGCCGCAGUGAGCUUAUGUGAAUACCACAUUGAAAAUUAUUAUAAUAUUGUUGAGAUCGUUGAAGAUUCGGCUGCAAACAUUUUUGUUGAAUUAGUAUUUAUUGAAAUCAUUUGCACAGCAUCGGUUGUAUUGAAUACGUUCAAAUUCUUAUUGGUCGACUUCCUCGUUUACGGUCAAGAUAGACCUUAAAAUAUCGGACUGUUAUUUUCAAUCUAAUUGUUAAAUAUUUUGUUGAAGCUUCAUAAAUCAAUAUAACAAAUAUUUUUACAUUAUCUACAAUCUAAUAAUUUUUUUAUAAAUCAUUUAACAUUAAAUUGACGUUUGACUUUUAUUUAUUUCCUAGUAAUUGUGCCUAAAUGAAUACGAUGAAUUAAUAUGCAGGCUUAGUAGUUCGAUCGUUAACGCUAGUACAAAUGAGACACUGAUUCGACAGGGAUAUACAUAAAUGUAAGUGAAACCGAAGACUGUUAAAAGUUUAUAGAUAUUUUGAAUCGUGAAAUAACAAUUUCCAAUGUUGUCUCGAAGUAAGGCAGCGAUAUAAACAUCUGUAUAUUCCAAUUUGGUACAAUUUACCAAUAUAGUCUUGUACCUUAUAAUUCUAAGUGUACUGUGUCAAUGUUCAUAUAUUAUGAUGUUAAAAGUUAGUCUUUAUGAGGUCUUAUUGAAUUAAAAUAUGCCAUACCUACAUUUAUAGGUUAAGGUUUUUAAUAGUUGAAACAUUUUCAAUCAGACCUCUCAUAAUUAGUUUAGUAUGUGUUUUGUAAAUAAUUUAUGUUAUUUUAUACGAGACGUUUACUGAAUAACAAUUUUUUAUCACCGACUGUAACAACCAUCAUACGUCUAAUUUCUUUUUAAAUCGCAUGUAAAUAUACCAAGAAUAUGGUGUAUUUGUAUUAUUCAAAUUAAAAUAAUAAUGCUACAUUAUAUCACUAUGAUUCAAUUAUAAUUUUACCACAUGUUUCAUUUUAUUACAAAUAAUAUUUCCAUUUGAAUUUAAUUUCUCAAUAACAAAUAAUAUUCACUAAACCGACUCACUUAUGUACUAAGUAAAUUAGUUCAGUACGCGUGAAUUUAUAUUGAGUUUUAAAAUGAUAUGUUUAAAUCAAACACAAAAUACAUUUUAAUAAUAGUUAUGUAAAAAUUUUUUUGUAGCAAACGAUUUAAUAUAUAUAACAUUGUCAAUUAUGUGCAAUUGUAUAGAUGAAUCAAUAGAUCCACAGAGUGUAAACUUUAAAAAAAUAUAUAUUGUCAGUGAGUUUUGACAAUUAAAAACUUAAAUCAGCCAUAUGAUGGAGAUUUGUUACUAUUUGUUUUGUAAAUACAUAUAUAAAUUUUGUAGACGUAUGAGAACAUGACACAUUAUUUUAUAACAAUUAUGUUGGUUGUUUGAUUAUUAUUGUUUUUAUUUCUAAAUAUUUUUAUGAAUGUAUGAUAUUUGUAUAAGGUUUUAAAUAUAUUUUAAGAAGAUAUCCAUGUUGUUGAUUAGUAUUAUGGAUGUUGAUUUACACCAUUUGCUAUGCAGUGAUAAUAAAUGGUACCAUGGA